CUUUAACACCAAAGUGGGUAUAAAACUCCAAGAUCUUCAAACUCCUCCCUACCUGUCUCACUCACAAGACAAAAUUCACAGUAAUCUCUCCAUAAAUUUUCAUCUUUUACGUAAAUUUUCAUUAGCUGAUUCGAACUCUUUUAAGUUUUUUUGUGGUGAAGUGUUUAAAGAUGACGGUGCUAGUUAAGAUUAGUGUUAACGAUGGCAACUUGGUUGUUCAUGGAAAGACCAUACUGAGAGGGGUGCCAGACAACAUUCAACUUGUCCCGAGUUCCGACAAUAGCCUUGUCACUGGUGCAUUUGUUGGUGCCACUGCUUCCAACAGUAAAAGUCUCCAUGUCUUUCCCAUGGGUGUUCUAGACGGAUUACGGUUCAUGUGUUGUUUCCGGUUCAAGUUAUGGUGGAUGACCCAGAGGAUGGGAAAAUGUGGAAGGGAUGUCCCCCUUGAGACACAAUUUAUGCUCAUUGAGAGCAAUGACAGUGAGAUUGACGAAGACAAUUCUGCAACAAUCUACAUUGUUAUGCUUCCUCUCCUUGAAGGCCAAUUCCGUGCCGUCCUGCAAGGCAACGACAAGAACGAGCUGGAGAUUUGUUUGGAAAGUGGAGACAAGGAUGUUGUUACCAGGCAAGGCCUUAACCUUGUCUACAUCCAUGCUGGAACCAACCCCUUCGAAGUUAUCAAUCAGGCUGUGAAGGCCGUGGAAAACCGCAUGCAAACUUUCUCUCAUCGCGAGAAGAAAAGGUUGCCAUCUUUUGUUGACUGGUUUGGCUGGUGUACAUGGGAUGCUUUCUAUACUGAUGUUACUGCCGAGGGUGUUGAAGAAGGCCUGAAAAGUCUAUCAGAAGGAGGUACACCGCCACGGUUCAUCAUCAUAGAUGACGGUUGGCAACAGAUUGAAAGUAAACCAAACGAAGCUGAUGAUUGCGUCGUACAAGAAGGAGCACAGUUUGCUACUAGGUUGACUGGUAUAAAAGAAAAUGCUAAAUUCCAAAAGAAGAAUGAACAGAACAAUGAACAAGACUUAGGCCUGAAGCAUGUUGUAGAUGAAGCAAAGAAAAAUUACAACGUGAAAAAUGUUUAUGUAUGGCAUGCUCUAGCUGGUUAUUGGGGUGGAGUGAAGCCAGCGGCAGAAGGGAUGGAGCACUAUGAAUCUGCAUUGGCCUAUCCAGUACAGUCUCCCGGCAUACUCGGGAACCAACCCGACAUCGUCAUGGACAGCCUAGCUGUCCAUGGCCUUGGUCUAGUGCACCCAAAGAAGGUCUUCGAUUUCUACAAUGAGCUCCAUGCUUACUUGGCUUCAUGUGGAGUAGAUGGAGUAAAGGUUGAUGUUCAGAACAUCAUUGAGACCCUUGGUGCUGGACACGGCGGCAGAGUCAUGCUCACACGCAGCUAUCAUCAUGCACUCGAGGCUUCAAUUGCUCAUAACUUUCCUGAUAAUGGAUGCAUCGCUUGUAUGUGUCACAACACUGAUAGCCUCUAUAGUUCUAAGCAGACUGCUGUUGUGAGAGCAUCGGAUGAUUUUUACCCGCAUGAUCCGGCCUCUCAUACCAUCCACGUUUCAUCUGUAGCAUACAACACACUUUUCCUCGGAGAAUUCAUGCAGCCAGACUGGGACAUGUUUCAGAGUUUACAUCCAGCAGCCGAGUAUCACGCCGCAGCUCGCGCAAUCGGUGGAUGUCCAAUCUAUGUUAGUGACAAGCCAGGCAACCACAACUUUGAUCUUCUUAAGAAGCUGGUUCUCCCUGAUGGUUCAGUUCUCCGUGCUCAGUUACCCGGAAGGCCCACCCUCGAUUGCCUCUUCGCCGAUCCUGCAAGAGAUGGGACGAGCUUACUCAAAAUAUGGAACUUGAACAAAUACUCUGGAGUAGUGGGUGCAUUUAACUGCCAAGGUGCUGGAUGGUGUAAGGUAGAGAAGAGAAUCCGCAUCCAUGAUGCAUCUCCUGGCACUCUCUCCAGCUCCGUUGGUGCCUCUGAUGUCGAUCUCAUAGCUCAAGUCGCCGGUCCUGGUUGGCGUGGCGAUGUUAUUGCCUAUGCUUACAGAUCAGGUGACAUAAUUCGGCUAUCAAAUGGUGCUUCAGUUCCGGUGAUAUUAAAUGUUCUGGAGUAUGAGCUGUUCCAUUUCUGUCCUGUGGAGGAAAUUACCUCAAGUAUCUCGUUUGCAGCAAUAGGACUUCUGGACAUGUUCAACACUGGAGGAGCUGUGGAGCAAGUUGAAAUCCAUAAAGUUUCUGAGAACAACAUGGAACUAUAUGAUGAUGAGGCUUCAUCUGAAGUGACCAAUGAUCCGAGUUCUAACCGAUCAGCAGCAGCAACUAUUUCUCUGAAAGUGAGGGGAAGUGGGAGAUUUGGUGUAUACUCCUCUCAACGGCCAUUAAAGUGCACCGUCAGCGAAGCCAAAACCGAGUUCAAGUAUGACUUGGAUACUGGAUUGACAACAUUUUCUAUCCCAGUUCCUGAUGAGGAAAUGUAUAGAUGGCCAAUACAGAUCCAAGUUUGAGUCACUAAAUUUAUUGGUGCACUGAAAUAUACUUACAACAGGGGAUCUAUAUAUUUCCCUUGACCAUAACACAUCUUCAUCAACUGAUAUUAUUCUAAAUUACAUCCAUCACAAGUACAAAUUCCAUCACAACAAGUACACAAAUUUGUUUGUGUGGAUGGUUAGUUAUUGUUACAAUAUAUAACAUAAUCUAAAUUCACCACUUCAUACAACUAGCACAAAUUUUAAUCACUUAACCUACCAAUGCUAAUGGUAACUUCAAUACCAAAUUUUUUACUUUUUGACGCAUUAAAAAAUACAGAUCUAAUUCUUUUAAUGCUAAUAAUAAUUUCAAGAGAAUUAGAUCUAAUUCUCUUCGCAAAUUUGAUGUUAAAGUUACCAUUAGCAUUAAAAGAAUUAAAUCUAUAUUUUUCAAUGCACCAAAAAAUGAAGAAUUUGAUGUUAAAUUUUUCAAUGCACCAAAAAAUGAAGAAUUUGAUGUUAAAGUUACCAUUAAUAUUAAUGGAUUGGGUGAUUAGAAUGUAUGCUAAUUACAUAGGAUGGUGAAUAUAAGAUGGUGAAUUUAGGUUAUGUUGUAUGUUGUAACAAUAACUAACUAUUUACACAAAUGUUUGUGUACUUAUUGUGAUGGAUGCAGCUGAGAAUAAGAUAAGUUGAUGAAUAUGUGCUAUGGUGAAGGGGAAUAUAUAGAUCCCCUCAAGAAUGUAACAUGUUUGUUUGUUUCUUUCUAGAAUAAAAACGUUCUCAUCUGUUUCCAAUGUUCUUUUGCAUGGUCUACAUCUGUAUGUUUUCUUUUUGUUGUCAACACCACUGUGAGAUUAGUGUCCAGAGAGAGAAUGUGAUUGAAGAUAUUUUCUGUAAUUUAAAGCUCCUUUGCAGCUUGGGUCGCACUAGCAUACAGAUUUAAAUUUACAGAGAUUCAUAUUAUUUUGA
This is a messenger RNA of Arachis stenosperma, 3431 nucleotides long. Its product is annotated as probable galactinol--sucrose galactosyltransferase 2. Bases 171 to 2498 code for a protein of 775 amino acids. Gene Ontology annotation, molecular function: raffinose alpha-galactosidase activity. The record is from RefSeq and is a predicted model, not a curated record. NCBI's taxonomy places the organism in Eukaryota, Viridiplantae, Streptophyta, Magnoliopsida, Fabales, Fabaceae. The transcript is spliced from 14 exons.